CAGCCAAUCACGUUGCUGUUUCUUCGAGCAAAAACACGUGUGCACGGAGCGGAGUGUCCCCGUCUGUCUGCGGAGACAAUUUCAAGCAGCUUAAACAAAGUUUUCUAUCGACCUUAAAAUGGCAAAAAGCCUCCGGAGCAAAUGGAAGAGGAAGAUGAGGGCUGAGAAGAGGAAGAAGAAUGCCCCCAAGGAGCUGGCCCGUCUGAAACAAGCUCUGAGUCUGGAUAAGAAAGGAGAAGCUGCCAUGGCUGACGUGCAGGAGAUCGCCACUGUGGUGCCAGCUGACAAGAUCAAGAAGCAGACAGAUGUGGACAUGGCGGGGGCAGAGGGUGAUGACGGGAAGAUGGACUUGGACAGCAAGCGCAGCAAGACAACUCUGUUGGAUGAAAAUGGUCAGUACCCUGCCUGGAUGAGUCAACGGCAGGCCAAGAAACUGAAAGGCAAACGGAUCGCGAAGAAAAGUGGCCAGGGCAAGAAGAAGAAGGGUAUCUCCUGGUGAGCCGGAGGAAAGACCGUCGCUUUUGCCUUAAAGACUUCUGACGCAGAAACACACGCCGUCGUUUCAUGUAUUCUUUUAUACGCGAUUGCUGUGGACUUUCUGCUGUUGAAUUUCAGUCUGUUCAGUGGAUUACAAGAUUCACGGUUGUGUCACAGAGCUUGUUAUUGUAAUUCACUGCAGGGACAUUUGUGUUCUUAUGGAACAGCAGCUUCAUUUCAGUGUUGGGACAAGUUUAAACACAAGUUUAAAGACAGUAAGACUUGUCUUAUUACAUCAUAGCAGGUCAGGUGAUUGUCUUAUUCUCUGCUACAGUUUAAAUUUUUUCAUACUUGGAUAAAAAAAAAUGUUUAUUAUGUUAUAAUCUUUUGUCUUACACCACUUAAGACUGGGUGAUAUCGUUAAAAUCAUUAUUAAUGACACCAGCUAUGGACAGCAAUGUCUCAGGUUGGAGUCAGACAUUUGUUGUAUGUCAUUCCUCAUUGUUCUCCUCUUGUUUCAUGUUGUCUUCCUACUGUCAGAAUCUCUCAAUUGAUCAGAAUAGUUGCUGUGUAUACUAUGAUAUAAAAGAUGUAUGCCAAAUCCUAAAAAAAUGGACUGUGUUGUAAAUAAAACACCUCACACAAAUCAUUAACUGUUGAUUUUUACCCACGUUUAGUUUCACAUCAUUCAUUUUGAGAGCAAAAUACGAUCGUGAUAAGACACAAUUACAGUGAAAGAUGAUAAACAAUAAUAGCCCUAAUGUUACUGUAAGAUACCGAUGUAAUAUGGACAAAUAAAAGUUGGCUUACAAGCAA
Molecule: messenger RNA, 1293 nt
Organism: Dicentrarchus labrax (European seabass)
Lineage: Eukaryota; Metazoa; Chordata; Actinopteri; Moronidae
Gene: llph
Product: LLP homolog, long-term synaptic facilitation factor
Exons: 3
Coding region: 119-499 (126 amino acids)
Biological process (GO): dendrite extension
Cellular component (GO): nucleolus
Molecular function (GO): RNA binding
Source: RefSeq, a predicted model, not a curated record